CUGGGUUACUUUGUGGUUGGUUGUUGUGGGGGGAUUAAUACGCUACGAGCCAAGGUAGCCUAUUGUGUGUUGUUCCAUUGUGUGAUGUUUAGUGUGAUCGCGACCAUUAGUGAGAGUGCUGUGUGUGUUGGUCAGGUCUCACCAAUGUCCCGUGGGUUGGCUUAAUAACAGUCCGUAGUCGUGCGGUGUAUUGGGACGCGGAACUGUAUAAUUGCUUAUCGUGGUCACCACCCAUCUCGUGCUGCUCGCGCUUCCGUGCUGCUCGCCCCGUAUUCUUUAUAAUACAGAUUUGUGGGCAGUCCCAGUCGAACCGAAACAGCUCUACCGGAAACCAGCUGACACACAACACCCAACGACCCAACCUAGAUGCCGCAUCGUACACGACUUCAAUUAUUUGAGAUGCAAGAUGAAGAGAUAGCAGAACAGUGAGCGUCCAGGCCAAGUGCGGCACAGACAUUUCCAGUCUUCCAGUUGUGUCCACCACACAACGUAGCUGACAUCGAACUCAAACACCUUGGUUGCUGCAACUUCCUGAUGAUUCAAACUGGAAUAAACAUUGGACAUCUUCGUCCAAUUUUCUUUGAACAUUUAGUUUGGCUAAUAUUCAUUGCCAUUACUAAUAUAUCAGCAGGAUGUCCCUCGGAUGAAUAUCCAAUAAUGCAUCAUGAGUGUUGUCCUAAUUGCCAAACUGGCCAAUAUGUUUCUCAGGACUGUACUCUGAGAAAGUACACAGUGUGUCUGCCGUGUAGCGAAGGUACUUUCAACAAUGGAUCGAAUGGGCUUAAACAAUGCUUUCCUUGCACAGACUGUGCUUCAGGUCUCGGCUUUAAGCUGAAGAAGCAGUGUACAACCACAUCAGAUGCUCUGUGUGAGGUACUGGACGGCUACUUCUGUAAGGACUCAGUGAGGGGUGGAUGUAUGGCAGUUCAGAGACACAAGGAUUGCAGUCCUGGCCAAUACAUCAGCCAAAGAGGAACAGCUUCUCAAGACACAGUGUGCCUUAAUUGCAACCAUGGAACAUUCUCAAAUGCCAACUCAACAUAUUGCCGGCCCCACAAAAUAUGUGAACAUCUGGGACUGGAGCAGAUGAAACCAGGAAGUGAUUCCACAGAUUCUGAAUGUAGUUCAUUCAAAGGCGGGGAUAAAAGUGUUUGGGAGGUAUUAGGAAUACUAGUAGCUGGAACACUAAUUCAAGUAGUGGCAAUCUUCGUCCUGAUGCUAUGUCUAUAUAUUUAUAUAAGUUGUUUACCACACGUUGAAUGCCUGGAUGCCUCUACGUUAAGUAUUUUGUGUGAGGUGGUUGAAUGAUUCCAGUGGUGCUAGUUAUCCAGGUCUGCACCACUUUUUUAAGUAAAACUGAAUGAUGGUGCUACAUUUCAUUGGAAAGAGCCUGGGGGAGACUAACAUUUUGGCCAGCCAAUUGGGUGGGACUUGAGAUGGGGCGGAUUGGUCAUGACCAGUGUCUAAGGGCAGCUCAAUGCUGCUAGUUUGAAUUCAGCAAUUCAUUCGCUCAGACUUAAUUGGUGCUGACGAUUUUUCUACAUUA
Gadus morhua (Atlantic cod) is the source of this 1546-nucleotide messenger RNA. RefSeq names its product tumor necrosis factor receptor superfamily member 14. The coding region runs from base 535 to 1308 and encodes 257 amino acids. The transcript is spliced from 7 exons. NCBI's taxonomy places the organism in Eukaryota, Metazoa, Chordata, Actinopteri, Gadiformes, Gadidae. Gene Ontology annotation, molecular function: protein binding. Gene Ontology annotation, biological process: negative regulation of alpha-beta T cell proliferation; positive regulation of cytokine production involved in immune response; defense response to Gram-negative bacterium. Gene Ontology annotation, cellular component: external side of plasma membrane. The record is from RefSeq and is a predicted model, not a curated record.